AUGGUGCUUGUCAAGGGCGACGCACGUCUCGACCAUCACAACGACGUUUUGAUCACUGGAAACCAAAGCGCCAUGACGACGCCGAAUACGACAAACGCGAGCGUGCUCGCCAAACAUUCGCAUACUCCACUCACCAACACCAACACCAACAGCAACCCUGCCCACGCGCACACUCCUCGCAGCGUACCUCCAACGGCCGCAAAAGCCGCCUCUGUCACCACGGCGCAACCACAGCAUGCUCCAGCUUCCAAGCCCGCAAUUGGCGGCAUUGCCAUGACGAGUAGCUUGAGCCAGGCGAGCAACCUCUCAGCCAUGUCUAACUCCCUGCUGGCCGCCUCGCCUUCCAACAACCUGCUCGCCUUUGCCUCACCCGCUGCCCUCGCUGGCCUCGACAUGACCACCCCAUCUGCUCUGCUCGAUGCCGCUGCCACUUCACAGCCCAUGAACCUGAGCCUGUCCGAUUUGGGCAUAUCCUCUCACAAGCCCAAUCAGGACGAAGAACGCAGGCUCAAGCUAGACACUAUUCUCACAAAACUCCUGGGUCCUCAGCAUCACCGCCGCUUUGGCAGAGUCAGCGAAGAAGGCGUGAGAAGAGUUGGACGAUGGGCUGGACUAGACGUCGAGGUCGAGGCCAAGAGGGAGGCGCGGAAGUUCGAGGGCAACAGGCCUGUCGCCGUAGCAGGCAAGAACAAUGUCCUGAUUGAUUUCCAGUUCAAGGACAACCUCCCGACCCACAUCGAUCUUUCCUUCUCCAGCCAAGACCAAGCUGUAACAGCCCACCAGCCUGCCGCCGCAAGCGUUCUUCUCCAAGACUUGACACCCGCGCCUGGUACCUCUGCCAUCAACACCAAACUCGACCGCUUCGCCGCGAACCUCGAAAUUCUGGCCAGAUUGGACAAACUUAGUGUGUACAAUCAGCUCAACUGCUUCGAAGCAAUUACCGGUGUCUAUGAGAGCCUGAAGAAGCUUUACGAAUAUGAGAAACAGGCAGCCCGUACGAUCGUGCAGGCGAAACGCGGGAAUUCAGAGUUGAGAGCAGAGCGACAUGUCUUGUGUAAAAGAAGCGGUCGUCCUCAAAUGCAUGCGCGCAGGAAAAUUGGCUUGAGUUUGGACUACUGGAUGGAAAAGAGCAACAUAUACCCAGCUGGUUCCGCCGAGAAGGUGAGAGACGCAUCCGCGAUGGAUGUCGAUUCCCAGCCUUCUGAGACGCCAUUAAAAGACGCCGACGAGACCGUUUUUGCGCUGGACAUCACAGCCGAGGCGGGCUCCCCUGAUCCAUACUCGUCUAUUCGCGUCUCUUCUGCCUGGAUCGCGGACCGCAUCCUUAAAUCCGCCGAAGAAACGACGGACCCUACCGAUUUGCUCUCUGGUACUCAAAGCAUCGAUUGGCAAGAUCCAGCUCCUACUUACCUAUCCGACAACGAUCAGAACAGCAGUGACGCUAUGGCUAUCGACAGCAAUCCCAGCACCGGUGUUCAAAAACUGCCCGCGGUACGCUUCGUAGCGCGGCUCAACCCACCACUCACCAUGCCCUGGACAGCCGCGGCGGCCAUACUACAGUCUGUCGGCGCUGCCAGCGUCAUGUCCGACAUUCCGGAUGUUCAGCGCACCUACGAAGGAUCGCUCCUCCAGAAGCCUUCUGACGUACCGCUGCUUAACAAACCCCACCAAUCUUCUGGACCCGCUGCUUCAACCACAAAGACCGUGCUCACUCCUGAUGGCGUGACUGUGCAGCACAAGAAUGCGCUUUAUGUGCCUAAGCAAGACUUUGGCUAUGUGCUAACGUCUAUUCCAUUCGCGCAUCCUCGCCAAGUGGUUGCUCUGUUACCUGUACUGCGACAAUGGGCUUAUCUGGGAAGCCUGCUCAAGGGCACCUUUGCUAAGACGGAAAGUGCUGUACCUUCCAAGGACGAAUCGUCAUUCUCACUGGCAGAUCUUCUUAGCGGAACAAACAUCAGCACAGGAAAUGCUGUUGCAGUCGAUGUCUCGUUGUCCACGCAACCCUCACCAACCCUCGAAUUCGUCUUCCCAGCCCAAGGAGUGGAAGGCGGUUUGGCGAGUCUUAGUGCCAGCGUCUCUGCUGAUGGUCAAGUGGUUGUCUUGUCACAGAACGUGGCCAAGGGUAGUCAAGAGGAACAANAAAAGGCUGCGCGUAAGACGGCAAAGGCCUUGGAACUCGUAGGCGAUAUUGGCGUCUGGGUCGAAUGGAUCAGAAAAGUUUACGGAGGAGCAUAG
Messenger RNA from Aureobasidium musti, 2235 nucleotides. The record is from the annotation of a GenBank genome assembly. NCBI's taxonomy places the organism in Eukaryota, Fungi, Ascomycota, Dothideomycetes, Dothideales, Saccotheciaceae.